Drosophila virilis is the source of this 2847-nucleotide messenger RNA. The record is from RefSeq and is a predicted model, not a curated record. NCBI's taxonomy places the organism in Eukaryota, Metazoa, Arthropoda, Insecta, Diptera, Drosophilidae.
AGCAAUAACGUGUGGGAAAAAGACAGAUAGAAUAAAUAACCAAGACUUAAUAAUACAAGUCCUAUUUAGUUUUCCUUUUGUUGUUUGGAAACAAGCAAAAGUUUGCAUUCAUUAUGGCAGUGAGACGAAGCACAGAGAGCAUAGUUGCAGCGAUUAACGCGCAAGAUCCAUUUUGUGGCAUUUGCCAUGAGCAAUUGCAAGCAGAACAGCUAUCUGCGACUACUCCUUGUCAACACCGUUUUCACGACGUUUGCAUAAGCAAUACACUAAAGACAACCCCAAAAUGUCCAGUAUGUGAGGCAGAUUGCAACCCAGGGCAACUAAUAUUUAUGAACAAUACACUGGCAGCGGAGUUACACUCAGCUGGUAAUGCUGAAACAGACGAAACUCUAUCGCGAAAUACUCUACCUUGCCAAGAUGGUUCGACUACUACAGGUAUCAGGAGAGGUCAGCGAUUCGGAAAAGGGCGAGGAGCCACGCCCAAGCGAAGUAUGCAAACUAGGUCUAUGAAUCGAAAUCAUAGAGAAUAUUUAGGUAGUUGCAUGUCUUUAGGCAGCAACGGAAAUAAGUCAGUGGACAAUGGUCCAAAUGUAGAGACAAUUACCUAUAUCAACGAAGCUCUACAAUCUCAGCAAAGGACUUUAAUAGCAGAACUCAAAAACGUUAUUAAAGCUUCUGUUGAACAAUCACUGCAAGAGAAGUUAGCAACAUUAAAUGUACGAAGUGAGCAAGCUGAAUCAACACGCUCUAGAUUAGUUCAGUCUCCAAGGGGAUUAGGUGCUGAUACUCUCCCUAAUAGUGCCCAGAACUCUGACAUACCCCUUGACUGCGGACCAUACAGCCCCAGAGGUAGCAAUCGAUCAAACUCAAGUUUGAGUUCAGAAAAAGCAGCUAGCAUUAUGCAAACCUGGCGACUUAAAUUUGACGGUUCGAAAGACUCUAUGCAGAUAGAUGAAUUCUUGUAUCGAAUUCGUUCAUUAACGGCUCAAAAUUUGAACGGCGACUAUAGGCUGCUUUGUGACAAUCUUCAUUUACUUUUCUUCGGGAAAGCCAAUGAUUGGUUUUGGAGCUUCCACAAGAAAAACCCACAGUAUACCUGGUUGGCUUUCUGUACGGAUUUCCGACUUAGAUUCGAGGACGUUAAAGACGACUUUGACUUGUGGGAACUAAUUAGGAAAAGACGCCAGAAAGAUCAGGAGACAUUUGAUGAUUUUCAAUCAGCGAUUGAAGGCCUGGUUAGCCAAUUAUCUAACGAAAUAAGCGAAGACAAGCUUGUUGACCUAUUAAAACGCAAUGCGAGAACAGCGCUCAGGUACGAACUAUUGCAUUUGAAGAUUAGAACUCGAGCAGAAUUAAGAGAGGAAGUUAAGAAACAUGAAAGUUUCUGUAGAGAAACUGGCUCGUUUCCCAAUCGAACCAAAUACGGUAGAGAAAUACAGAACAAGAAAAUAGUGUGCUGGAAUUGCGAUAAAGUGGGACACCGAUUCGAUGACUGCAUGGGAGAAAGGCGUAUAUUCUGCUACGGUUGCGGUGCUAAAAAUACUUUUAAACCCAAUUGUAGCAAAUGCAAUCUUUUGGGAAACCGGAAGCGGGAUGCGCAGACCAACACCAGUUUGACGCAUCCCACAAAAGAAUAAAGUCCUUGCCAGAAAUACAGUCAUAUGGUAGUUUGGAGCAAUCAACUCCAAAUACUAUAUUUACAACUUAUAUGGCAAAUACAUGUUCAGUCGCCGAGACUGCAACUCAAACUGAUAUUGAAAAUAAGUACGUACCGGACCAUAUUAGAGUAAAACACUAUCUUGACACACGAAGACGAAUUUUUAGCAGCAUAGAACCCAUCGAAUUUCUCAGUCGGCCAAAACGCUCUACUGUUCGACUUAGGAAAUUCUGGAAAAAUAUUAAAAGUCUUCGUAAGAAGCUCGUUCAAUCAGUGUUUAUGAGCUCAGAUAACCGCUUGUACACUGAGUUAAGCCUAGAGGGAGAAAAAUAUGUAGCAUUAUUAGAUUCCGGAGCGACGAUUAGUUGCCUCGGUAAUGUUGCAGCUAAGUCACUGUUGUCACAUCCCAAAGCGCGCAAAUGCUCUGGAUCAAUCCGAACAGCUAACAACGCUAUUUGCCCAGUGGUAGGCAAACUGACACUUAAAGUUGAAUUUCGAAAACAAGUGCAUAAUGUUGAUUUUUAUGUUAUACCCGAUUUGAAACAAGAUGUUUACUUAGGCAUAAAUUUUUGGCAGGACUUUGGACUGUUAACGAAUUUAAUUCGUCCUGAUGAGUCCGUAAAUGAAUUAGACAACAGUAACGAACAGGAUAUCCAGGAAACAGCGAAAAUGCAUCAGCUAACCGCUGAAGAAAAGUCACGAUUAAAUUCGAUCAUUUCUAAUUUCUAUUCUUAUGAAAAGGAAGGAUUAGGACGCACUGAGUUAAUCGAACAUCGCAUUGAAAUAGAUAAUGUGACCCCCGUCAAACAAAGACAUUGGCCUAUUUCGCCAGCCGUUGAAAAGCUAAUGUUUGACGAGAUCGAGAAAAUGCUAGCUUUAGAUAUAAUAGAGGUAUCGCAUAGCCCCUGGAGCAGCAACUGCGUCCUUGUGCAAAGAAAGGAUAAAAACAGGCUGUGUCUAGAUUCUCGAGUCAUAAAUAAGUACACUCGUAAAGAUGCGUACCCUCUACCCCAUAUCGACGGAAUUCUUAGUCGUCUGCCGCCGGCUAAAUAUAUAACGGGCCUCGAUAUGAAGCACGCAUUCUGGCAGAUACCCCUAGAAGAAAAAUCACGUCAGUAUACCGCUUUUACAGUCCCUAAUCGUCCAUUAUUUCAAUACAAAGUAAUGCCGUUUGGAUUGUGUAACGCUCC